GUUCAAUAAGCCUGAACCAAUCUCGCCUCUGGUUUUGUUUGUUUCAGAACUCCCUAAUCCCCAUCACAGCUCUGUUUUCCACUCUCUCUUCUACUCCGUCGCCAUGACAAAGCAAUAUGAUCUUGAACAAAAUGCAAACACUUCUUUUUUUCCUCCUUGUGGUUGUUUUCCACUUCAAAGACAUGCAAAGUGCCGCUUUGUGGGAAUUGACAUAUUUAAUGGGAAGAAGCUUGAGGAUAUCGUUCCUUCAUCCCACAACUGUGAUGUUCCUCAUGUUUCUCGUGCUGAUUAUCAGUUGAUUGAUAUCUCUGAAGACGGUUUUGUGAGUCUUUUAAUGGAUAAUGGAGACACCAAGGAUGAUCUGAGGCUUCCCACUGAUGACAAUCUGCUCGGCCAGAUGGGUUUGGUGAAGGAAAGGACCUCGUGCUGAGCAUUAUGUCUGCAAUGGGGGAGGAGCAGAUCUGUGCCCUAAAGGACAUUGGCCCAAAAAACUAAAUAUGAUGCUGUAGCAGUAGCUAUGGCUGAUGUCAAAAGAAGCCCUUGCUUUUAGAUCUGAGAGGGAAGUUAUCUACUGGUGUUACAAUAAGUUUCUAUUAGAUGCAAUCUAGUACUGUAAAAAAAGAAAAUUCAGCACUCAUCUGUGUGCUUAGAAUUCUAUCAGGCUUGUGAAUGGGGGCCAGGAAAUAGAAAGGUGGGGCUGCAUAUCCCUCAGUGAAGGGAACUUAAGUUUACAGCAGGAUGGAAUUUAUACAAAUAUAGCUAUUCUGCCAUUUUCUUGUUUCUGUUUUAGCUUUGCCCUUCUUGGGGGCUGUGGUUCGUUUCUUUUUCCUUUUACAGAAUUUGAGGAUUAUGGGUUUCACUCAUUGGAAAUUCUUAAAAGAAAUUCCGGAUUUUUCAAGCACCUCAAUUCUGAAGGAAUUGAUUGUCAAAGAGUGUAGAAGUUUAAUUGAGUUGCAAUAUUUAUGUGCGCUUCGUCGUGGUUAUUAUCCAAAUCUCGCAAAGAAGAUGGGGGGAUGAUGGACAGUCCAUAUUGAGUCCAACAAAUUAUAAUGGAGAACAACUACAUGAAUUGCAGCCUCCAACAAAUUCAAUCACUGCAUUACAAGUGUAGAAUCUUCUAAAUUGUUCGAAUCAAAUUUCUUUACCAUGUUUACUUUUGUGUUUACUUUGCAUAGUUCAGAUCUAUUGGGGACUGAAAUUGUUAGCCUUUCCACGAGCAUCAAAGGAUUCGUUAUAUUUCCUCAAGAGAUUGUCACAAACUUGAAGAAAUAUUAGAACUUCCACCAAAUAUAACAAAUGUCAAAUGCUGAAGGAUGCAAAUCAUUAGAAAGAUUUGCAAAAGUAUAACAACUACAUAAUAGAAGCUUCCUAGUUCCAGGAACAUGCAAUCGACAUAAGGAGUUAAUAACUUCACACAUAGCAUCUCUGCCCCAAGCAAUUACAUAAAUAAUAAACUCCCCAUAAUUAUGAUUGGGAUCCAUGAUGUUAGAGGCACUUUGGGAAUUGGGAUGUAUUUUUCUUGGCUUCAUCUCAUGUGAAAUCAGCAUUAUUACUACACAUGGCAGCGCUGUUCCCAUGGAUUGAUCAUUGAUGUGCAUAAUGCAUGUUGUUUUUUAUUUCUGAAUAAAGUAAACUUCAUUACUAAAUAAGGU
Messenger RNA from Juglans regia (Persian walnut), 1652 nucleotides. Its product is annotated as eukaryotic translation initiation factor 5A-like. Gene Ontology annotation, biological process: positive regulation of translational termination; positive regulation of translational elongation. NCBI's taxonomy places the organism in Eukaryota, Viridiplantae, Streptophyta, Magnoliopsida, Fagales, Juglandaceae. Gene Ontology annotation, molecular function: RNA binding; ribosome binding; translation elongation factor activity. The record is from RefSeq and is a predicted model, not a curated record. The transcript is spliced from 6 exons. The coding region runs from base 104 to 430 and encodes 108 amino acids.